Molecule: messenger RNA, 345 nt
Organism: Penicillium cataractarum
Lineage: Eukaryota; Fungi; Ascomycota; Eurotiomycetes; Eurotiales; Aspergillaceae
Product: SBDS family protein
Exons: 3
Coding region: 1-345 (114 amino acids)
Source: RefSeq, a predicted model, not a curated record
AUGACCCGAGGGAAUACAAGGCAGUCCAAGGUUUACUAUAAGGGCCGGACCGAAGACUUCGUUAUUUUCGUUGGGGACAUUACCGCGGCGCAGAACUGGAAGAAAGAUCAUACACUCCCACUUGCGCAGGUGAUGGAUGGGUGGAAGAUAUUUACUUCACAUCAACAUGGACCUCAAGGGAUACAUAAUGAAGCCAGCAGGGAUACUCUUGAGCACGAGUUCGGAACAUCCAAUGACCGAGAGGUCAUAUUUCACAUUUUGGAGAAAGGAGAAAUCCAGGAGAGUGUCAAUUCUGAGCGACAAGGAAUCAAAAACGAAUGCCAGGGACCACGAGGUAUUCAUUAA